AUGUUAGGCGAAACAUUUCGCGAAUUUUUCAACCCGAAAAAUUUCUACGCGGCUCAACGACCAAUUUUACGAAUGACUUUUUUCACGGGAUUAACUCCCUUCACAGUCUUACGAGAAGGGUCCGAGGUGGUGCUAAAAUGUACCACUUUCGGUUACCUUAACUCCUGCAUUCAUAUCGUCAUCUUCUGCACCUGCUAUGUCAUCGCGUUGGUCAAUCAGGAAAGUGUAACUGCGUAUUUUUUCAGCACCGAAAUCAGUACCUUGGGAGAUUUUUUGCAAAUAAUGAUUGGAUUAGCUGCACUUGUGAUGGCUUUUUUCUACACAAUUUUCCGGCGGAACAAACUGAUUCAAGCCUUUAAAUCAUUGGCCAGAACCGACGAACAUUUCAAGGAGAUUGACGUCGAAACAAACUAUAAAAGUACACUUCUUCAUAAUUACUUGAUUGUUUUUAUUCAGAUCUUUGUUCAAGCUUCAUACUGGGGAAUCUCCUUCACUGUCACGAAUCUGUCCAAUGUUCGACCAAGCGCAGCAGCGUGGAUUUCAUUCUUGUUACCGUUCACUCUUACAUCUAUGAUCAUCAGUCUCUUUCUUUGCUUAGUUAAUCAAGCCAAGCAUCGAUUCUAUUUGUUGAACAAAAUCCUUGGUUCAUUGAAAGAAAUCAGUAUGGAGAAACACCUGGAAAAACGAGAUUCAGCAAAAGUCAUAAAGUUCCAGAAACCACUAGGCAUAUCGUCAGUAUUUUCAAACACGAACCGAUACCUGCCAGAUGUGAUUAAUCGAGUGACGCGUAUUCAGGAUGAACUCUGUGAUGCCUGCAGUGGCGUAGAAGAAUACUUCAAGGAACAGAUGUUAACUAUUGUGACGAUCGCGUUCUUGAUAGUGGUGUUCGAUUCGUAUUACAUCUUGGAGACUAUUUUCACCGAUACGUUUGUGCACACGUCGUUCAGCAGAGUCCAGUUCGUGGUAUUCUUUCUCUGCCAGGCUACACUGCAUGCGUUCGGAGUGCUCAAAAUCGUCUACGUCAGCAGUCGAGCAGUAACGGAGAAUGACAAAAUUGCUGCAAAUGUUCACAAAUUAAUCAACGUGAACAGUUAUGAUGACGAAGUAGUCAAACAGUUGGCACACCUUUCCAUGCAACUUACCCACAGAAAGAUCAUGUUCACUGCCUAUGGGUUCUUCAAUUUGGAUUUCACUUUGUUGUUUACGUUGGUUGGUGCAGCUACCACGUAUCUGAUAAUUCUAGUCCAGUUUACUUUAAACCAGAACGAGCUAUGCGGCCAAAAAUUGAUCAACUCAACAAUCAAGUCGCUGGGAAAAAAUGCAUCGCAUAAUUAAUGGACAACUAUCACAAAACAUUCCUGGAAAAUUUCGUAUGUGUACCAACAUUGUUUGAAAGUAAAUCAAAAGCUGCCUUGUUUGUAUGAGACGCAGAUGCAACUAAUGACACUAAAUUUUAA
Topomyia yanbarensis is the source of this 1457-nucleotide messenger RNA. It is a transcript of the gene Gr28b, whose product is annotated as putative gustatory receptor 28b. Lineage: Eukaryota; Metazoa; Arthropoda; Insecta; Diptera; Culicidae. The coding region runs from base 1 to 1335 and encodes 444 amino acids. The record is from RefSeq and is a predicted model, not a curated record. Gene Ontology annotation, cellular component: dendrite; axon; membrane. The transcript is spliced from 4 exons. Gene Ontology annotation, biological process: sensory perception of taste.